This is a messenger RNA of Peniophora sp. CBMAI 1063, 461 nucleotides long. The record is from the annotation of a GenBank genome assembly. NCBI's taxonomy places the organism in Eukaryota, Fungi, Basidiomycota, Agaricomycetes, Russulales, Peniophoraceae.
AUGACAGACUCGGCGUCCCACAGGCUUGACCUCCGGGUCGGCGGCAAGUACAGGCUCGGCAAGAAGAUUGGCUCCGGUUCUUUCGGUGACAUCUACCUCGGGAUCAACAUCAUCUCGGGCGAGGAGGUUGCCAUCAAGCUCGAGUCGGUCAAGGCCAAGCACCCUCAGCUCGAGUACGAGUCAAAGGUUCUGAAGACUCUCGCCGGCGGUGUCGGCGUCCCGUUCGUCCGUUGGUUCGGCACCGAGUGCGACUACAAUGCGAUGGUCAUCGAUCUCCUUGGCCCUUCGCUUGAGGAUCUCUUCAACUUCUGCAACCGCAAGUUCUCGCUCAAGACUGUUCUCUUGCUCGCCGAUCAGCUCAUCUCUCGCAUCGAAUACGUCCAUUCGCGUAACUUCAUCCACCGUGACAUCAAGCCGGACAACUUCCUCAUGGGCAUCGGCAAGCGCGGCAACCAGGUCAA